AUGGAAACAAAAAACGCAAAUGCUUUUGUUGAAAAAGAACUUGAUUUUCUGAAUCAAUAUAAUCAUUUUCUUGUUCCCCCCGAGAGACCAAGUAGCGGUGGUCUGGCUCUCUAUUGGAAGAAUGACUUAAGGCUCAACGUGCGCAGCUCUAACAAGAACAUCAUUGAUACUGAAAUCUCGCAUAAAGGCGUCUCUUUCUUUGGUUCGUUCGUUUACGGAGAACCUGAUACCUCCAAGCGAUAUUUGGUUUGGGAUCAGAUACGAGAUAUUGCAGAGAACAGAGAUGCACCAUGGUUUCUCACCGGUGAUUUCAAUGAGAUCAUCAACAAUAACGAGAAGGAAGGGGGACCCUUACGAGCUGAGGGCACCUUUGCGGCGUUCCGCAAUCUGCUAGCACAGUGUGACCUCUUUGACCUUAAGCACUCGGGUAAUCCGCUCUCUUGGCGAGGAAAGAGACAUACUCAUCUCGUGUUCUGCAGACUGGAUAGAGCCAUGGUUAACAGUCUCUGGUCCGAAAAAUUCCCUACGGCUAGGAGUCAUUACAUGGAGUUCAAUGGUUCUGAUCAUCGGCCCCUUCUGUCUAUCUUUGACUCCAAACGUAAGAAGAGCAGCAGAAUCUUUCGUUAUGAUAGACGACUAAAAGAUAACCACGAAGUAAAAGAGUUGAUCUCCAAGAUAUGGAGAUCGGCUAAGAACCUGCACUCUGAGCUACGAUUGGCCGAGAUACGAACAGCUCUAGUAGCUUGGAGUCGAGAGAAACAUCAGAACAGCAAGGAAAACAUCGAGAGGCUGAAAAAGGAGUUGGAUGAUGCACUAAGCUCUCUGGUAGGAGAUGAUGAACUCAUUUUUCUAUCGACGGGGAAGAAGGCCCGAAACCGCAUCUCAGUCAUAGAGGAUACCGAAGGAAACUCCUUUUACGAAGAAGAAGCUAUAGCAGCCCAAAUCGCCGUUUAUUACCGGAAUCUCUUCACAUCAGCGUCAAUGCCAUCAUCUGCUGAAGAAAUUGCAGCCAUCAUCAAUGAGGCCAUCAAACCGUGUGUUACGCCUGAGACAAACGCACAGAUUAUAACAAUUCCGUCCAAUGCAGAGAUACGGGAGGCUCUUUUCUCUAUCCACCCGGACAAGGCUCCGGGACCGGAUGGCUUCUCGGCCUGUUUUUUCCAAUCGAAUUGGGAUACAAUAGGCCAAGCUAUAUGCAAGGAAGUGCAGGCUUUUUUCUGA
Raphanus sativus (radish) is the source of this 1221-nucleotide messenger RNA. RefSeq lists its product as uncharacterized. Lineage: Eukaryota; Viridiplantae; Streptophyta; Magnoliopsida; Brassicales; Brassicaceae. Gene Ontology annotation, molecular function: catalytic activity. The record is from RefSeq and is a predicted model, not a curated record. The transcript has 2 exons. Bases 1 to 1221 code for a protein of 406 amino acids.